Letharia columbiana is the source of this 474-nucleotide messenger RNA. RefSeq lists its product as uncharacterized. Bases 1 to 474 code for a protein of 157 amino acids. Gene Ontology annotation, molecular function: protein binding. The transcript is spliced from 2 exons. Lineage: Eukaryota; Fungi; Ascomycota; Lecanoromycetes; Lecanorales; Parmeliaceae. The record is from RefSeq and is a predicted model, not a curated record.
AUGCCGCAAACUUUGCCCUCUCAUAGGCGGAAAUCUACAACCUCAACGUCCACAGCAGGGUCUGGCGCCUCUUCUGCGUCAUCUCGGAAACGAAAGACGACAGCUUCGACAACUCCAGCGAGUCCACCGCCAAACAGCAGCAAGCGUAUAAAUAUAAAGACAGAAACGAGUGCUCCGACCGAGCCUAAGGUGGCGAAGUCGGUGGGCAAGGUGUCAGACUCAAUCUACGAUACCAUCAUCGACUUCAAGAUUGGCGAGAGUCUCACUAGCUUUGGCAUUCAUCGUGGACUUCUCUGGCGUACGUCGUCGUUCUUCAAAGAGAAGCUCUCUAUUAGCGAGACAACGGAGGGCGGCAUCGCUGCCCGAAGUAUUUUCAUGAAGAACGAAGAUCCAGACGUCUUUCGCCGUUUUACAACAUGGCUCUAUUCCAAAACCGUCAUUUUAGAAUCAGAGAACUACAAGACUCUACCUUAG